Messenger RNA from Cylindrotheca closterium, 975 nucleotides. The record is from the annotation of a GenBank genome assembly. Lineage: Eukaryota; Bacillariophyta; Bacillariophyceae; Bacillariales; Bacillariaceae.
AUGAAACAUACUUCGAAAUGCCAAGUCGGAGGGCUCUUCUGUUUGCUCCUUGUCGGGAAUAUCGCAGCACUUUCAUUGGGAAGCGCCUCGAAGCCUUACGAUAAGCAAAAAGUGUGCGUUUUUGGUGCCGGAGGUUUUCUGGGUGGUUGUAUCUUUGGCUUCCUUCAACGUUGUGGGUCACUCUAUGGGACAGGUAUUGAUGGAAUUCAAGGGCCCCGUGCAAUCACAGCGACUUCAGUAGGAAGCCUAGCAUUGAAUUCCAUCCUAAGCAAGAACUUUGUCCUUGCCCAAGCGGACGAAUCUUUUGUCAAGCUAACGGACAUGUCUUCCAUUGAUUCCAUCGAAAAUCGGCUUCAAGGUUUUGAUGCAGCAGUCCUGGCAACCUGCUAUGCACUGGAAACAAGGCCCGUAACCAGUGGAUCCUACGAAAGGACGCUUAAUGACAAAACGACAGAGUUUUAUAUGGAUAGACCAAGGUCUGAUACAUAUCAAGAAAUUGACUCUCCAGAUCAUUCGUUUGAUUUUUUUCGGUCAUCGUUGGAAGCUUGUCGCGCUGCAGGGAUAAGAAGGCUAAUAGUUCUUGCGAGCGAUAGUCAAUUUGAAAGGGAUUCAGGAGAUAAACAUAUCGAUAUAUUGAACACUUGCGGCAUUCCUUAUGUUUACAUUCGGCCCAAUGGGCAACUUGAGAAUUCUCCAAAUUCAUGGACAUUUGCCAAAGGAGUGCAGGGUGACUUGGUAGUUGAAAGAGGAUAUAUUUCAUUAGACCCUUCGAGUUCAAGUUUACCAGGAGUUUUGUAUCGCGAGGACUUGGCUGCAGUGGCUGUUCAGUCACUUUUGUCCUUGGACUGGAGUAUCAACAGCAUCAUCAAUGUUGAGUGCAUUGGGCCAGCCCCUGCUCGGAAAGUUAAUAAAGCACUUGCAAAAGAGUGGUGCGUAAAUUCUGAAAGACUGAAGUCCAUAUUGGAAGAGAACUAG